Anas platyrhynchos (mallard) is the source of this 2533-nucleotide messenger RNA. RefSeq names its product doublesex and mab-3 related transcription factor 2 (gene DMRT2). The record is from RefSeq and is a predicted model, not a curated record. NCBI's taxonomy places the organism in Eukaryota, Metazoa, Chordata, Aves, Anseriformes, Anatidae. Gene Ontology annotation, cellular component: nucleus. Gene Ontology annotation, biological process: regulation of transcription by RNA polymerase II; sex differentiation. Gene Ontology annotation, molecular function: DNA-binding transcription factor activity, RNA polymerase II-specific; RNA polymerase II cis-regulatory region sequence-specific DNA binding.
GGGCCGGGGCGGCGGGCGCUGUGCCGCGGGGCGGGCGCCGCGGGACGGGACGGCGACGGCGACGUCCCUGCGAUAUCCCCGCGACAUUCCCGCUACAGCCCCUCCGGUAGCGGCGGUAGCAGCAGCAGCAGCCCCGCACCCGGCUGCCACCCGACGGCGCGGCGACCCUGAGAGCCUUGCGGCCAAGCCCCCCCGGUGGUCGUCGGGCAGCGCUGUCCGUGCCAGCCGGGUCCCCCGCGGGCUGCCUGCGCCUCCUGGCGGCCCCUCGGGCGCUUGACUCGGCCGCGCCGCCGAGGAGCCAUGUCCGAGGGACGCGCCGCCGGCGACUGGGAGAUCGACGUGGAGAGCCUGGAGGGGGAGGCGGCCGAGGGCCCCGGCGCGCCGCGGGAGGAGGAGGAAGAGGAGGAGGAAGGCGAGGAGGCGGCGGGGGCAGCGGCCCCGCGGCGGAGCGGCGGUGUUGGUGCCGGGGAGCCGCGGAAGCUGAGCCGCACGCCCAAGUGCGCCCGGUGCCGCAACCACGGCGUGGUGUCGUGCCUCAAGGGCCACAAGCGCUUCUGCCGCUGGCGGGACUGCCAGUGCGCCAACUGCCUCCUGGUGGUGGAGCGGCAGCGGGUGAUGGCCGCCCAGGUGGCUCUCCGCCGCCAGCAGGCCACCGAGGACAAGAAGGGGCUGGCCGGGAAGCCGGCGAGCCUGGAGCGCAAAGCCGUCUACCAGAGGCACGUCCGGACGCCCAGCCUCCUGGCCAAGAGCAUCCUGGAAGGUUACCGUCCUAUUCCAGCAGACCCGUACUUGGGAGGGAGCUCACCCUUGCCACCCCCUGUAAGUGACAGGAUGAGAAAGAGACGGGCUUUUGCUGAUAAAGAGCUGGAGAACAUUAUGCUAGAGAGAGAGUAUAAAGAAAGAGAGAUGAUGGAAGCUACGCAAGCAGCUGCCCUCUUUCUCCCUAACCGCAUGGUGCACGGAGCUGAAUACAACUCAUACAAAACAGCUUUCAACCCUGCUCAAGUUGAUGCUCCAAACAAGGAGUUUUGCAACUUUUUACCAACCUGCCUUGAUCUAACCAUGCAGUAUUCAGGAUCUGGCAACAUGGAACUGAUUUCUUCAAAUGUCAGCGUAGCUGCUACCUACAGGCAGUAUCCACUGUCUUCUAGGUUCUUAGUGUGGCCGAAAUGUGGCCCCAUUAGCGAUGCUCUCCUCUACCAGCAAUGCCUCUUAAAUGCUACUACGGUCCAAGCUCUCAAACCUGGGGCAGGUUGGGAUGCCAAGGUCUCACAGAUCCAGGACUGUCCAAACACUGAGCAGGACAUCAUGCCUCCGAAACUGGAAAAUGCACUCAUACUGACCCACACGCAAGACAUUCAGCAGUCAUGUAGCGAGAUACAGUGCCUUCCUCAGGAAGCUCGGGAGAGGUCAGCUUUCUCUCCUCCAAAAAGGACUUUCUCUCAGAUUUCUGAUAAGGAUUCUCUGGCUCCUCAAGAACAGGUAUUAAGCAAGGUCAGCAAAGACACUACCAAGCCCCCUCUGCCACUCAAAUACAAUCCAUUUCAGUCACUGUUCCCACAGACAUUUCCAGACAAAUCAGGAGCAGAGCUGAGAACAUCAUUUGUGAAAGAGACUUCUGAAGAAGCAUCUAAGAAAUACAGAGAUUGCAGCAUCAAAGAGAACCCAAAGUGCAAGUUCACAAUAGACAAAUGUGCAAAAGACUUCUUUGGGCCAAAACAGGCCACAACAAAACUUUCAACAACUGAGCCACUGUCAUUUUCAGUUGAAUCCAUCCUUAAACGACCUUCUUCUGCAGUUGCUAAUGUCUCUCAAUAAAUAAAUUAUACCUUCCGUGUAGAGAGUUUGUAUGUCUUGUCUUCUGCAAAAUUGCUACUGCCUGCUUUUUCUCUUAAAAGAUCUGUAAAGAGGAAUUUCUGCUGUAAAUGGUAAUUCUUUUUCUUUUUUUUUUUAUUUUCUUAAAAUAAUGUACGUAACUUUGCAUGUUUUCUGAGGAAAAAAAUAUAUUUUUUAAAAUUAAAACUGCAUGUAGACUGUAAAGUGUUCUUUUAAGCAGCACUUCAAACUGUUCAAUAAAAUGAGAUUGCCUAUAAGCACAGGUACUCCUUGCCACACCAAUAAUAUCUCCUGAUCUCAGUUUUGUCUCUAGUCUUUUGCAGACAAGUAUGCGCUACUUUCAGAACAUGUGUUCUUUUAUCUGCUAUUAUCCAUGUACUUACUAAGCUUGAGUAAGUGCUCCCUGCUUUGAACUUUCAGUAACUAAGAGAAGAGGUGCGGGGGCAUAGUGUGAAUUGGAGGACAUUUAUUAAAUUCAUUUUGGAUCAGAUUCCAAAUGCCUUUCUUACUCUAAAUGGGAAGUGCGUACUAGGGUAAAGAGUGGCUUAUUUCAUGCCUUCCUACAAAAGUUUCUAUUUCUAAAGCAGAAGAGUUAGUGGAUUAUGUUUGAGGAGAGUGGCCGUAGUGAGAUAUUGAAUAAGAAGUCUAUUUCUUUGUAAAUUCAGUUUUUGAAUAAAAGAGUUUUUUUCUUUUUUAA